GCCGAGCGUUACAAGUAAGCCGACAGUAGAGUUAGACAAACGACAUGUGAUAUGGUCUUGAUGAUUGUUUUGAUCACGUUUGGCAACCAGGCCUUCAAACAUUUUAUACAACUAAGGAAUAUUGAAAGUCUUGAGGGGAGAUGACUUCAAAGCACAAAGUGAGGUUUGAAAAUCAGUCGCUGAAAUAAAUUAAAACCACACUUGUGUAAGACAACAACAAAGGAGAAAGCUCCUCAGUAUGUCUGCAUCUAGUGAGAGCAACCAAGAUGAUAAGGAAAUCAAUGAGCCAGGAAUGUUUGCAUCUAGUGAGAGCAACUGGGAUGUUAAGGAAAUUAAUGAGUCACGAAUGUGUGUAUCUGGUGACAGCAACCAUGAUGAUAAGGAAAUCAAUGAGUCAGGAAUGUUUGCAUCUGGUGAGAGCAACAAUGAUGAUAAAGGAAAUCAAUGAGUCACGAAUGUGUGUAUCUGGUGACAGCAACCAGGAUGAUAAAGAAAUCAAUGAGCCAGGAAUGUUUGCAUCUAGUGAGAGCAACUGGGAUGUUAAGGAAAUUAAUGAGUCAGGAAUGGUUGCAUCUGGCGAGAGCAACCAAGAUGUUAAGGAAAUCAAUGAGUCAGGAAUUGGACAGACUUUCAGCUGCGACAUUUGCGGUAAAACAUUUUCCUACAUAUGUAACCUACGGGUACAUUCACGGAUUCAUACAGGAGAGAAGCCAUAUCAGUGUUCUGUGUGUGAUAAGACGUUUGCACGUUUGGAGCAGCUACAGAGACAUAUAUUGACACAUACAGAACAAAAACACAAGUGUGAUGUCUGUGGUAAGGAUUUUAAUCAGCUAGAAUACCUACAGAAGCAUUUGAUUAUGCAUCAAGAAAAGACGUACAAGUGUGAUGUCUGUAAUAAAAAGUUGAGAACAGAACAAAACUUAAUAAAUCACCAAAAGACACACACAGAAGAGAAGCAACUCAGGUGUGAGUUUUGUGAUAAGAUAUUUUUUAAAAUGAGUGUCUUUCAGAUACAUAUCCGGAAACACACAGGAGAGAAGCCAUACACGUGUAAUGUCUGUGGUAAGGCGUUUGUACAGUUAGGAAACUUCAAAAAACAUAUGAGAGUGCAUACAGGAAAGCCACACAAUUGUGAUGUGUGUGGUAAGGGAUUUUCAAGUUUGGGGAAGCUGCAAAAACAUUCCAUCGGGCAUACGAAAAGGACACACGCGUGUGAUGUCUGUGGUAAAGAGUUUACACAGAUGAUUAAGCUCCAGAGACAUGCCAUGUUGCAUAUAGAAAAGACGCACAAGUGUGAUAUCUGUGGUAAAAAAUUUAGAACAGCAGAAAACUUAAGUAAUCACCAAAGAACACAUACAUGCGAGAAACAACACAGAUGUGAGGUUUGCGGUAAGACUUUUUCUAAAUUAUUCAACCUAAGGGUACAUUUCUUACGACAUACAAGGGAGAAGCCACACAAGUGUGAUGUAUGUGGUAAAGCGUUUGCACGGCUGGGAAACCUAGAGAAACAUAUCAGCGUACAUACAAGAAAGUCACACAAGUGUGAUGUCUGUGGUAAGGGGUUUUCAAAGCUUGGAAACCUCGAGAAACAUAUGAACGUGCAUACAAGAAAGUCACACAAGUGUGAUGUCUGUGGCAAGGGGUUUUCACAGCUUGGAAACCUCGAGAAACAUAUGAACGUGCAUACAAGAAAGUCACACAAGUGUGAUGUCUGUGGAAAGGGGUUUUCAAAGCUGGGAAUGUUGCAGAAACAUACUAACAGCCAUACAGAAAAGAACACUCGUGUUUUGUUUAGUGAGGCUAUUAGUCUAGUGGAAAAGCUAUAUAUAGAUGUUAAAAAUCAUUCAGAAAAUAAACCUACCUCUGACAUUGAUAACCAGAGUGAUAUUGGUACCGAGAAAAUCAGCCAUUCUGGAAAUAUACUGACACAAACACAACAGAAGCCUUUUAUGUGUAACAUUUGCGGUAAAGGGUUAAAUACGUUAUGUAGCCUUAAAUACCAUAUGAAGGCACAUAGUGGAGAGAAGGACUUUAGAUGUGAUCACUGUGAUGAGGCAUUUAGCCAUAGAUACCUGCUGAAAAUUCACAUCAUUAAGAAACAUACUAAAGAGAAAACACACAUGUGCUACAUCUGUGGUGAAACGUUUUUUCUGAAAUAUGAUCUAACGCGUCACCUCAGGGUCAAACAUGCUGUAGGAAAGACGUACAGGUGCGACAUUUGUAAAAGGGGGUUUUCUAGAGAAGAAAGCUUACAGCUGCAUCGGAAGACACAUACAAGAGAACAUCCUUACCAGUGUGAUAUCUGUGGUAAGAAAUGCUCUUCGUCAGGUUACCUGAAGGAUCACCUGAGGACGCAUCAAGAAGAAAAGGCUUACAAUUCUGAUGUGGGGGAGCCACACAAGUGUGAUGUUUGUGGUAAGACAUUUUUAUACAUUGCAAGCCUAAGGAUCCACUCUCGGAUUCAUACAGAAGAGAAGACGCAUGAAUGUAAGGUGUGUGGUAAGAAGUUUGGAUGUUUGAUUCAUCUACAGAGACAUGGUGUCAUUCAUACAGAUAAAACACACAAGUGUGAUAUCUGUGGCAAGAUUUUUAAACGCCUACAGAAACAUCUAAUAACUCAUCAAGAAAAGGCGUACAAAUGUGAUGUCUGUAAAAAGAAGUUUAGAACAGCUCAAAAUUUAAGUGAUCAUCAAAAGAUACAUUCAGAAGAGAAUCAACUGAGGUGUGAUGUUUGUAGUAAGACAUUUUUUAACAUGGGUGCCCUUCAGAAUCACACCCGGAUACAUACAGGAGAGAGGCCUCACAGGUGUAAUGUCUGUGGUAAGGUAUUUGCACAGUUGGGAAAUCUCAAAAAACACAUGAAAGUGCAUACAGAAAAGUCACACAAUUGUGAUGUGUGUGGUAAGGCGUUUAGGCUGUUGAGUCGGCUACAUAGACAUGCUAGAAUCCACACCGAAAGUACUCGCGUCUUUAUCGCGAACAUCAAAAGUGAAAAGAGUACCGAGAAAUUAAGUCAAAACAUACCGACACAAGCACAACAGAAGCCUUUCAUGUGUGAAAUUUGUGGUAAAGGGUUAAAUACGAGACAAAGUUUAAAUACUCACUUGAAGGCACAUAGUGGUGAAAUGGACUUUGAAUGUGAUCACUGUGACGAGGCAUUUAGCCAGGGAUACCAGCUGAACAAUCACAUCAUUCGGAUACAUACGAAAGAGGAAAAACACAUAUGCUACAUCUGUGGUCAAAUGUAUUUUCUGAAAUAUGAUCUAACGCGUCACCUCAGGGUCAAACAUGCUGUAGGAAAGACGUACAGGUGCGACAUUUGUAAAAUGGGGUUUUCUAGAGAAGAAAGCUUACAGCUGCAUCGGAAGACACAUACAAGAGAACAUCCUUACCAGUGUGAUAUCUGUGGUAAGAAAUGCUCUUCGUCAGGUCACCUGAAGGAUCACCUGAGGACGCAUCAAGAAGAGAAGGCUUACAAUUCUGAUGUGGGGGAGCCACACAAGUGUGAUGUUUGUGGUAAGACAUUUUCAUACAUUGCAAGCCUAAGGAUCCACUCUCGGAUUCAUACAGAAGAGAAGACGCAUGAAUGUAAGGUGUGUGGUAAGAAGUUUGGAUGUUUGAUUCAUCUACAGAGACAUGGUAUCAUUCAUACAGAUAAAACACACAAGUGUGAUGUCUGUGGCAAGAUGUUUAAACUGCUACAACACCUACAGAAACAUCUAAUAAUUCAUCAAGAAAAGGCGUACAAAUGUGAUGUCUGUAAAAAUAGAUUUAGAACAGCUAAAAAUUUAAGUGAUCAUCAAAAGACACAUACAGAAGAGAAUCAACUGAGGUGUGAUGUUUGUGGAAAGACAUUUUUUAACAUGAGUGCCCUUCAGAUGCACACCCGGAUACAUACAGGAGAGAGGCCACACAGGUGUAAUGUCUGUGGUAAGGUAUUUGCACAGUUGGGAAAUCUCAAAAAGCAUAUGAAAGUGCAUACAGAAAAGUCAUACAAUUGUGAUGUGUGUGGUAAAACGUUUAGGCUGUUGAGUCGGCUACAUAGACAUGCUAGAAUCCACACUGAAAGUACUCACGCCUUUAUCGCGAACAUCAAAAGUGAAAAGAGUACCGAGAAAUUAAGUCAAAACAUACCGACGCAAGCACAACAGAAGCCUUUCAUGUGUGAAAUUUGUGGUAAAGGGUUAAAUACGAGACAAAGUUUAAAUACUCACUUGAAGGCACAUAGUGGUGAAAUGGACUUUGAAUGUGAUCACUGUGACGAGGCAUUUAGCCAGGGAUACCAGCUGAAAAAUCACAUCAUUCGGAUACAUACGAAAGAGAAAACACACAUGUGCAACAUCUGUGGUCAAAUGUAUUUUCUGAAAUAUGAUCUAACGCGUCACCUCAGGGUCAAACAUGCUGUAGGAAAGACGUACGGGUGCGACAUUUGUAAAAGGGGGUUUUCUAGAGAAGAAAGCUUACAGCUGCAUCGGAAGACACAUACAAGAGAACAUCCUUACCAGUGUGAUAUCUGUGGUAAGAAAUGUUCUUCGUCAGGUCACCUGAAGGAUCACCUGAGGACGCAUCAAGAAGAGAAGGCUUACAAUUCUGAUGUGGGGGAGCCACACAAGUGUGAUGUUUGUGGUAAGACAUUUUUAUACAUUGCAAGCCUAAGGAUCCACUCUCGGAUUCAUACAGAAGAGAAGACGCAUGAAUGUAAGGUGUGUGGUAAGAAGUUUGGAUGUUUGAUUCAUCUACAGAGACAUGGUAUCAUUCAUACAGAUAAAACACACAAGUGUGAUGUCUGUGGUAAGAUUUUUAAACAGCUACAACACCUACAGAAACAUCUAAUAAUUCAUCAAGAAAAUGUGUACAAAUGUGAUGUCUGUAAAAAAAAGUUUAGAACAGCACAAAAUUUAAGUGAUCACAAAAGAACACAUACAGAGAAGAAUCCACUGAGGUGUGAUGUUUGUAGUAAGACAUUUUUUACCAUGCGGGUUCUUCAGAUACACACCCGGAUACAUACAGGAGAGAGGCCACACAAUUGUGAUGUGUGCGGUAAGGCGUUUAGGCUUUUGAGUUCGCUACAUAGACAUGCUAUCAUUCAUACAGACAAAGGACAGAAGUGUGAUGUCUGUGGUAAGGAUUUCAAACACCAAGAAACCCUGCAGAAACAUUUAAUGAUUCAUAAAGAAAAAGCGUACAAAUGUGAUGUCUGUAAAAAAAUGUUGAGAACAGCAGAAAGCUUAAGUAAUCACCAAAAGACACAUAGAGAAGAGAAUCAACUGAGAUGUGAUAUUUGUGGUAAGAUAUUUUUUAAAAUGAGUGUCCUUCAGAUACAUAUUCGAAUGCAUACAGGAGAGAAGCCACACAAGUGUAAUGUCUGUGGUAAGUCGUUUGCACAGUCAGGAAACCUCAAGAAACAUAUGAGAAUGCAUAUAUAAGACAAUUGUGAUGUGAAGUAAAGCGUGUAGGCUGUAGACAUUUUAAAUUCACCCAGAAAGCAUACCUGGAUCUGAUAAAAUCGACAAGAUGACGCAUACUGGAGAGAAAACGAGGCCAUGUAAGCGUGAAAUUUGUGCUAAUGAUGCUAGGGUACCUAAACACACGCCUUCACACACAAACAGGGCGAGGUCCUAAGUAUGACCUAACCUAUACCAGCGAGCCAUACCCGCCACCGGCAAGCCUUACCGUCACACGAGCGAACCUCGCCCUCAUACCGGCGGUCAAACCCUGACAUCGUAGAUCCUUAUACUCACACCGCCGACCUUUACUCUCACACCGAUAAGUCAUGCCCUCACAUCGCCGUGUACAGGCUGAUGCAGUAAGGACGUCAGUAACAACUUCAACAACCAAACUGCUUCAACUAUUCUUAUGAAACAUAUAUGCGUUCCAGAUGACACUGAGGCUCUUCAAAGGAUGGGUGUCUCAUUAGAAGGUCACGGCUCGUGCACCCAUGCUUCGAGCCUGGUCGACUUGUCAAUCUCAAGUUGCAUGAGGUUUAAUAAGAGCAUUUGAUCAUUUUGAAUUGUAAUGCGCUUUUUCAUUUGCUUGAUUAUUUCGUUGAUCAAGUUAUCGUGCAUAUGUUGAUGACGCGAAACACAAUGGUUUUGGCAUUUUUUCGCAUCGUCGUCCGCUACUUUUUUGCCGACCAUUGAUAAGCCAUUUUUCUAGGGAAAAUUCGAUCAGCAUCACUUGUACAUAUAUUUGGAGUCAAAACCAGAUACAAAUAUCGCAUUGCCGUGGUAUGACGAUUGUUAGAUGAUUAUCGUUGUCCUGGUAGGACGAUUGUUAUACAAAUGUCACUUUGUCCUGGUAGGACGAUUGUUAAGACGAAUGUUACAUUGUCCUGGUAGGAGAUUGUUAUACAAAUGUCACUUUGUCCUGGUAGGAGAUUGUUAAGACGAAUGUCACAUUCGCCACAUUGCCCUGGUAGGACGAUUGUCAGAUAAAUGUCACAUUGUCCCUGUAGGUCGAUUGUUAGACAAUUGUUAUACAAAUGUCACAUUGUCCUGGUAGGAGAUUGUUAAGACGAAUGUCACAUUCGCCACAUUGCCCUGGUAGGACGAUUGUCAGAUAAAUGUCACAUUGUCCCUGUAGGUCGAUUGUUAGACAAUUGUUAGACAAAUGUCACAUUGUCCUAGUAGGAGAUUGUUAAGACGAAUGUCACAUUCGCCACAUUGCCCUGGUAGGACGAUUGUCAGAUAAAUGUCACAUUGUCCCUGUAGGUCGAUUGUUAGACAAUUGUUAGACAAAUGUCACAUUGUCCUAGUAGGAGAUUGUUAAGACGAAUGUCACAUUCGCCACAUUGCCCUGGUAGGACGAUUGUCAGAUAAAUAUCACAUUGUCCCUGUAGGUCGAUUGUUAGACAAUUGUUAUACAAAUGUCACAUUGUCCUGGUAGGAGAUUGUUAAGACGAAUGUCACAUUCGCCACAUUGCCCUGGUAGGACGAUUGUCAGAUAAAUGUCACAUUGUCCCUGUAGGUCGAUUGUUAGACAAAUGUCACAUUGUCCUGGUAGGAGAUUGUUAAGACGAAUGUCACAUUCGCCACAUUGCCCUGGUAGGACGAUUGUCAGAUAAAUGUCACAUUGUCCCUGUAGGUCGAUUGUUAGACGAAUGUCACAUUGUCCUGGUAGGAGAUUGUUAAAUAAAUGUCACAUUGUCCCUGUAGGACGAUUGUUAGACAAUUAUACAAAUGUCACAUUGUCCUGGUAGGACGAUUGUUAGACAAUUGUUAUACAAAUGUCACAUUGUCCUGGUAGGAGAUUGUUAAGACGAAUGUUACAUUGUCCUGGUAGGAGAUUGUUAAGACGAAUGUCACAUUCGCCACAUUGCCCUUGUAGGACGAUUGUUAGAUAAAUGUCACAUUGUCCUGGUAGGACGAUUGCUAGACAAAUAUCUCAUUCGUCUUGUAGGACGAGUGUUAGACAACUGUCUCAUUGUCCUAGUAGGACGAAUGUCAUAUUGUUCUGAUAGGACGAGUGUUAGACAAAUGUCACAUUGUCCUGGUAGGACAUCGUCUUAACGGUCUCGUAUUUUAAUUGUUCAAGAAACCUUUGUCAUUAGGAUGAAACGACGUUAUAGCAACUAUACAAUUACGUGACAGAUAUAUCAAACCAUCGGGAUGAUAUUCUUGAUUGUCUUAGAAUAUCAUACAUAGGUUAAGAUAUUUCUCUGCCAACCCUAAAUGUAGUCACUCCGUCGUCGACGUCGGCGUUGGUUUUCCAAAUGUUAAAUUUUUGGUGCCAGUGUUGAAAGGCAUAUUAAUUUAUGGUAAUAUGGUCCCUGUGGGGGUCAAACUAUC
This is a messenger RNA of Pecten maximus, 7787 nucleotides long. Its product is annotated as zinc finger protein 208-like. Gene Ontology annotation, biological process: central nervous system development; regulation of transcription by RNA polymerase II. The coding region runs from base 267 to 5426 and encodes 1719 amino acids. The transcript is spliced from 2 exons. Gene Ontology annotation, molecular function: DNA-binding transcription factor activity, RNA polymerase II-specific; RNA polymerase II cis-regulatory region sequence-specific DNA binding. Gene Ontology annotation, cellular component: nucleus. NCBI's taxonomy places the organism in Eukaryota, Metazoa, Mollusca, Bivalvia, Pectinida, Pectinidae. The record is from RefSeq and is a predicted model, not a curated record.